AUGAAUCUAAUAGUGAGGCUCCACAGAAGUUUCAGAACACUUGUUAUUCUCCUGGCUACUUUCUGCUUAGCAAGUAUCAUCAUUUCCGCCUAUUACUUGUACACCAGCUACAAGCAGGAGAUGGCCCUUGCAGAAACCACUGGAGAAGCAGACUGUGAAGAUCUCAAGGUUCUACCAUACAGAUCCAUUGAGCUGAAAACAGCUAAGCCAAUUGAUCCAUCUAAAACUGAUCCCACUGUCCUCCUGUUUGUGGAAAGCCAGUACUCCCAGCUGGGACAAGAUAUCAUAGCCAUCCUUGAGUCCAGCAGAUUUCAAUACCACAUGGUCAUCGCGCCUGCCAAGGGGGAUAUUCCCCCUCUCACAGAGGAUGGAAGAGGAAAAUACACAAUUGUUGUAUAUGAGAAUAUUUUAAAGUAUGUAUCCAUGGACUCGUGGAACAGAGAGCUUCUGGAAAAAUACUGUGUGGAGUACAGUGUUAGCAUAAUUGGUUUUCAUAAAGCCAAUGAAAACAGCUCCCCAAGUACAAAACUGAAAGGCUUGCCGUUACAUCUUUACAAUAACAUAGCCCUCAAAGACUGUGUUGUAAACCCUCAGUCUCCCCUUCUGCGCAUUACCAAAGCACCAAGGGUUGAGAAAGGCCCACUGCCUGGUGAAGACUGGACAGUUUUCCAGUUCAACCAUUCCACCUACCAACCUGUGCUUUUAACCGAACUGCAGACCUCCCGACCACCUCCCAUGGCAUUGCCGAAGGCUGCUCUGUAUGCAACCGUCAUCCAGGACUUGGGGCUUCAUGAUGGGAUUCAAAGAGUUCUUUUUGGAAACAACUUGACCUUCUGGUUACACAAGCUGAUCUUUAUUGAUGCCAUCUCUUUCCUGUCAGGGAAGAAGCUCACGCUGUCCUUGGAUAGGUACAUUCUGGUUGACAUAGAUGACAUCUUUGUUGGGAAGGAGGGGACGAGGAUGAACGUAAAUGAUGUGAAGGCUUUACUAGAGACUCAAAAUUUACUGCGCACUCAGGUUGCAAAUUUUACCUUCAACCUUGGAUUUUCAGGAAAAUUUUACCACACAGGGACUGAAGAGGAAGAUGAAGGCGAUGACCUGCUGUUGAGAUCUGUGGAUGAGUUUUGGUGGUUUCCCCAUAUGUGGAGUCACAUGCAGCCUCAUCUUUUCCACAACGAGUCGUCACUGGUGGAGCAGAUGAUCCUCAACAAAGAAUUUGCACUAGAGCAUGGCAUACCAACUGACAUGGGGUACGCAGUGGCUCCGCAUCACUCCGGGGUCUACCCAGUUCACAUCCAGCUAUAUGAGGCCUGGAAGAAGGUCUGGCACAUCCGAGUGACCAGCACAGAAGAAUAUCCACACCUGAAGCCUGCACGGUACAGACGGGGCUUCAUCCACAAUGGCAUCAUGGUGCUCCCUCGACAGACCUGUGGCCUUUUCACUCAUACUAUUUUUUACAAGGAAUAUCCUGGGGGUCCUCAGGAGCUGGACAAAAGUAUCCGAGGAGGUGAACUCUUUCUCACCAUUCUCCUGAAUCCAAUCAGCAUCUUCAUGACCCAUUUGUCUAAUUAUGGGAACGACCGCCUGGGGCUAUACACCUUUGCGAACCUGGCCAGCUUUGUGAAGAGCUCGACAAACCUGAAACUGCAGACACUGCCCCCACUCCAGCUGGCACACAAGUACUUUGAGCUCUUCCCUGAGCAGACGGACCCUCUUUGGCAGAAUCCAUGUGACGAUAAACGACACAGGGAUAUUUGGUCCAGGGACAAAACAUGUGACCAUCUACCCAAAUUUCUUGUGAUUGGACCCCAGAAAACAGGAACAACAGCACUUUAUUUAUUUCUUCUGAUGCAUCCUUCCAUCAUCAGUAAUCUCCCUAGUCCAAAAACUUUUGAAGAAGUUCAGUUCUUCAAUGGAAACAACUAUCACAAGGGUAUUGACUGGUACAUGGAUUUCUUCCCCACUCCUUCCAACAUCACCACUAACCUCCUCUUUGAGAAAAGUGCCAACUAUUUCCAUUCUGAGGAAGCGCCUAAACGAGCUGCUUCCCUCAUUCCCAAGGCCAAGAUCAUCACCAUCCUCAUUGACCCAUCUGAUCGGGCGUACUCCUGGUACCAGCAUCAGCGAUCCCAUGAGGACCCUGCUGCCCUGAAAUUCAAUUUUUAUGAAGUCAUAACGUCAGGCCACUGGGCACCCUCAGAGAUAAGGACUCUCCAGAAGAGGUGCCUGACACCCGGAUGGUAUGCUGUCCACAUCGAACGAUGGCUAACUCACUACCCAGCUUCACAGUUGCUAAUUAUUGAUGGACAGCAGCUAAGAAGCGACCCAGCUACUGUGAUGGAUGAAGUGCAGAAGUUUCUUGGAGUCUCUCCUCAUUACAAUUACUCUGAAGCUCUAACGUUUGACCCUCAAAAGGGCUUUUGGUGCCAGUUAUUGGAAGGAGGGAAAACAAAGUGCCUGGGAAAAAGCAAAGGUCGAAAAUACCCACCCAUGGACCAAGAGUCCCGAGCUUUCCUGUCGAGCUACUACCGAGACCACAAUGUGGAACUGUCCAAGCUGCUGCACAGGCUGGGACAACCCCUGCCCUCCUGGCUGAGACAGGAGCUGCAGAAAGUCAGAUAG
Molecule: messenger RNA, 2622 nt
Organism: Cygnus atratus (black swan)
Lineage: Eukaryota; Metazoa; Chordata; Aves; Anseriformes; Anatidae
Product: bifunctional heparan sulfate N-deacetylase/N-sulfotransferase 4
Exons: 13
Coding region: 1-2622 (873 amino acids)
Cellular component (GO): Golgi apparatus
Molecular function (GO): deacetylase activity; heparan sulfate N-sulfotransferase activity
Source: RefSeq, a predicted model, not a curated record